Lachancea thermotolerans CBS 6340 is the source of this 642-nucleotide messenger RNA. It is a transcript of the gene GRX7, whose product is annotated as glutathione-disulfide reductase GRX7. Gene Ontology annotation, cellular component: Golgi lumen; cis-Golgi network; fungal-type vacuole. The record is from RefSeq and is a predicted model, not a curated record. The transcript has a single exon. Gene Ontology annotation, biological process: cellular response to oxidative stress. Gene Ontology annotation, molecular function: glutathione disulfide oxidoreductase activity. NCBI's taxonomy places the organism in Eukaryota, Fungi, Ascomycota, Saccharomycetes, Saccharomycetales, Saccharomycetaceae. The coding region runs from base 1 to 642 and encodes 213 amino acids.
AUGCUGUCCAAGAGAAACCUGAGAGUGUUCGUUUUCACAGGAGUGCUCCUCGUGUUGAUAUACUUUAUCAUCCAAAAUGCGCACACUACUGUGACUUCGGGAAACAGCUCCUUGAGCGGUCAGACAGCCAGCGGGGCGGUGAUCCACAGCAAGGGAAAUCACAAGUCAAGUGGGGAGGUAGACCCAAGUGUUGACAAGGAAAUCCAGGAGAUAAAAAAUGAGGUUGGGAUCAAAGGAGAUGACGGAGCUUCGUCCGGCACAGACUUCACCCAGGAGAAGGAGUUUGAUCCUGCCAAAGAAUACCAGUAUAUCCUCGCCAACAGGCCUAUGAUUGUUUUCUCCAAAUCGCGCUGUCCGUUCAGCAAGAAACUCAAGGACCUGCUAGCGAAAGAGUUUGAGUUCAGCCCCAGCUACAUGGUUGUCGAGCUCGACAAGCACGAGCAUGGCGCGGAGCUUCAAAAGCACAUCGGCUCCUUGACGGGUCGCUCGACCGUUCCCAACGUUAUCAUAAACGGCGUCUCUAGAGGAGGUUGUGACGACUUUGAAAAGCUGCAGGAAAAAGGUGAGCUGCUGAGCUCGCUCAAAACCUGGUGUGAUAAAGCGCUAACCGUCUCCAAAAAGGAGAAGCCCUCUAACAACUAG